AUGCUUGCAGCGGUGUCGUCUUUGAGGGAUUUAAGUAGUAUUUGGUUGAACGCUGUUAAACCUUCUGUUGCUGUUAAUGCAAUCAAAGAAGUUGUAUUAGCGGAUAAAGCCGUAGAAGUGCAAGGGGAAAUUGAAGGGGAAGAAAAAGCAAAAGAUGUGGAGAAGCCACUUCCAUCUUCUACUGUUGAAACAAAAGGUAGCUCUUCACUGAAACCCUUUACUUUCCAGGCAGCUCCUCAGCCAUCCGAGGAAAAGUCAAAAGAAGUCUUUGAUGACGACUGGGAUGCGGAAGAAGAAAAACCUAUUGACAAAUCUCCAGAUGGAAGGUUUUUGAAGUUCGAUGAGGAACUUGGCCGAGGUUCGUUUAAAACUGUUUAUCGAGGCCUGGAUACUGAGACAGGGGUGGCAGUUGCUUGGUGUGAACUGCAAGAAAGCAAGCUGAACAAGGUGGAGAGGCAAAGGUUCAGGGAAGAAGCGGAAAUGCUUAAGGAUUUGCAGCAUCCGAAUAUUGUGCGAUUCUAUGAUUACUGGGAAGGUCAAGAUCAUGCCGGCAAGAAGAAGUACAUUGUGCUUGUUACUGAGCUGAUGACCUCUGGUACAUUAAAAACUUAUUUGAAGCGGUUUAACCGUAUUAAUAUCAAAGUUCUCAAGUCAUGGUGUCGGCAAAUUUUAAAAGGUCUUUCUUUCUUACAUUCUCGAAACCCUCCGGUUAUUCAUCGUGAUCUCAAGUGCGACAAUAUAUUUAUUACUGGGACAACGGGUAGCGUCAAAAUAGGGGAUCUAGGGCUUGCUACGCUGAAGAACAAAUCUUAUGCGAAAAGCGUUAUUGGUACACCUGAAUUUAUGGCUCCUGAGAUGUACGAAGAACAGUAUGACGAAAGUGUGGAUGUUUAUGCAUUCGGAAUGUGUUUGCUAGAAAUGGUUACUGGAGAAUAUCCUUAUGCAGAAUGCCAGUUUCCUGGUCAGAUAUAUCGAAAAGUGACUAUGGGUGUUAAGCCCGAAUGCUUCAAACGUAUUCCUCAGCAGUACCCCGAGAUUCAAGAAAUAAUUGAUCGAUGUAUAAGAGUCCGGAGGAGUGAACGGUCCACUGUGAAACAGUUGUUGGCUGAUGAUUUUUUUAUGCCAGAAGAGCUCAUUGGCAUACGGGUUGAAAUAAAAAACAGGGAUUCGGACCUUGCCGAUACGAAUACAGAAAUACAAAUGCAGUUACGAGUGUUUGAUGAAAAGAAACGUAAACAGUACCGCUUCAAGGAAAAUGAAGGCCUUCAAUUUGCCUUUGAUAUUGAAACUGACAAAGCAGAAGAAGUAGUUCAACAGAUGAUUGAGCAGCAGCAUAUACCUGAGGAAGACACGCGAAUGAUAACGAAGUUGAUUAGGGAUAAAGUAGAGGCAUUCAAACGCGAUCGGGAAGUGCGUCAUGCGGAAAUGAAGCGGCAGCGCGAGGAAGAAGAAAGAAAGCAGGAGGAAGAGGCAAUAAGAACAGAAAUGCAACUGCGAGCGAAGGAAAAAGAACGUUUGGAACGCGAAGCGGCUGCUAAAGCUGCAGCUGCUGUUCAGGUGGAGCAGCAGUCGCAACCGUCGCAACAACAACAGCAACAGCAGCAACAACAACAACAACAACAACAACAACAGCAGCAACAACAGCAACAGCAACAACAACAACAACAACAACAGCAGCAACAACAACAACAACAGCCACAGCAAGCUCCACCACAGCAACCACAAGAACAGCAGCAGCUGCAAGAUCAACAGCAACAACAGCCACAACUUCUACAACCUCCGCAACAGCAGCCUUCAACAGCGCCUCAACAACAGCCGCUAGUAACAACGCAGCAGCAACAGGCAACGGCGACAUCACAACAACCGUCGCAGCAACAACAACCAGUACAGCCGUCCCAUCAACAACAGAAGCAACCUUUGCAGUCGUCGCAGCUCCAACAGCAACAGUAUACGGAAUCACAACAAGAAAAAACUCUGCAGCUCAAACAAAUGCAAGUAAAACAGCAACAGGAACAACAGCCUCAGAUUGAAGAUCGAGAAAAACAACCGCAGCAGCAGAUGAUAUACGGUGCCGAACUUGUUACUCAACAUGUGUGUGAAGGUGAAGACCAGAAUGAUGGACAAGCGGUUGACACCAGGCAAAAAAAGUCCAAAAAGAAAGUUCUCAUUGAAGUCCUUUGCGUAUCUAAAGACGAAAGCAACCAACAACCGUUGGUGAGUUGUCGGCUGGACACUUCGCACAAGACAGUUACUUUUCAAUUUGCACCUGACUCCGAUAAACCAGUUGUUAUAGCAGAAAAAUUGCUAGAUCAGGAUUGCGUCACAAAUGCCCAAGUUGAUUUAGUGGUAGAGCAACUUGAGAAAGUGAUCGAGAUAAUAAAUGAGGAUCCUGUUAAAGCAGUAGGCGUCAAACUAAUAAGCUUUAUCGAGCCACCACCGGUGGCGACUCCUGCUGUUGACGCUGUUCAGCCUUCGACAGUCACCGUUACUACCAGUGUUACUGACACGCCUGCUUUUGACAUUGGAGUUCCCCAGCAGACUAGCUCGCUCAGUAAAAAGAGUUCGGCUGACUGUUCUACUACUGCUUCAUCGUUACAUGGAAAUGGACAGGGCAAGGUACCGGUAAACUCUUCAAAUACCGUUUGUAACAGUCAAGCUGCUGUGCUUCAUGAACCUAAUAAAGGUAACGAAGACGGAGUGGCACCAGUUUCUGUACCAGCAACAAAGUCUUCACGAUUUUCGGUUACGAAAUCACAGUUGCCUAUUGAUACGUCGGCUCCGUCAGUUGUUUCCUCGUCAGCUUCUGUUGGGCAGGAAAAGAAGACCGUUGUGGCAUCAUCUUCAGUUCCUGUGACUCAGUUUCCAAGUACUAGUGGUACGAAUGCUGCUUCUGCUUUACCUGCAGUAUCUCAGAAUGGUAGCAACGCUCCAAACACGACUGUUACAAGUAGCAGAUUCAAGGAUGUUGCUGAAAUGCAGACAAAUGAAGUUGAGCACCAACUCGCUAUGGGGAAAGCUGCAACCCAUACUAGUGAAUCCGGGGUUCUAAUUGCAGCUCCCACUUCGUCUGUUCACGCAGUAACUUCGAAGACUUCAUCAUUCACUGUAACUGUUCCAGUUACCGUAAACGCGCCUCAAGGUGUGGGAGUGCAAUCUGUAACAACUCAAGCCACCGUAACUGUACCUGUAAAUGCUUUGUCCCAACCUCCUAUUGCACAUGUUGCACCUACUCCAGUAGUCAGUGUACCCGCGACAUCUGGAGUAGUUGGCGUCAAGGGUACAGCGUCUGUUUUAUCUCAAGCGCCCUGUAGUGGCAAUAUUGUUCAAUUAAAUCCUCAUUCUAAUCUAACAGCAUUGCCAACACUUGCUCUAUUGGAGAGUGAGUUAAGGAAAGUAAGCGGAGUUACCGGAGCGACUCCAGCUGUCGCACAAGCACCGAUUGCACUGGUUGGAACACAGGGAAUAGCUGUUACUUCAGUAAACCCUUCAGCUACAGAAGCGCCGGUUGUAGCAUCAGCUAUAGUUUGCGGAUCAUUAAAAUCAGUGCCGCAUACACCGAAGUAUCAGCCGGAGAAAACCCACAAUUUGAUUGGACUGAAUGAGAAGUUAAUUGCAUUGAGUCAGAAGUUACAAGCAGAACCUCUUGAAGAGGUUGGCGUUGUUACGGAUUUGGAAGAAGCAUCGUCUGCACCUGCUGGCAUAGGCAGUGGACAGACCUCAAAGCAGAUUCCUGUAACUGUUCCUCCUAUCACUGCAGUCGUGUCACCAGGAGUUGUAACAUCGAUGUCGAGUCCUAUUGCUACUGCUGUUGUAACUGCACUCCCUCAAGCUAGUCAAAUUCCUGCGGCACAUACAUCUGUCGGUGUCCCCUCUGCAUCGCUGACAGCUGGCGUAUUACAAGUCGAUACCUUGAAUGGACUUGCAAAUGCGUUGCAGAAGGUAAUACAUCUUGAUCAGCCGGCUGCUGCGGUUGUUCCCGAAAAUGUUUUGCCCGUAAUAGCUUCGGUUAAUGGUAAGCAAACUCCACCAGGGGCGCAAAUUCAACAGGCAGCUGUUCCACAAACUCCCUCAAUUGUAGAGUUACCCUCUGAUGAGCUUCCACAACCGAAUGUGGCGGCAGUAACUGGAGUCGCUGGUGUUCCUGUUUCUUGCGGAAUCGGGUUUCCUGUCGUUUCCGCAAUCAAUGGGGUGAGUGGGACAGGUGGACCUGAAAUUCCUAUUGUAUCUGUCGGGAUCUCCAAUCAACUUCCUAAUUGUUCUAACGGUCUCCCAGGACUUACGAGCGUUGGAGCUGUAGCACCUGAGCAAUUCAAAGCCAGUGUCGAAGCAACUCAGCAAGUGCCGUUACCUACCGCUGCAGGAAGUGGUGACGAUUUAACUCCAUUGGCUUCUUCUCUGCAUUUAUCUUCUUUCGCAUUUCCAGGCGGUAGCGAACAGGCAGUGGCUGGUUCACAGUUUUUCGUUACAGUUCCUAAUAACAUUGAAGUCAACCCAACCGCUAUGUCCACAUUGGAAAAUUUAGAAACAGCUUUAAGCAGCACAUUUGGCACCCAUGGACGAUGUCCUACACUGCCUCAACUUGCUUCAACGGCCGCUCAUCAACACCGACCUGGAAGUGCUACUCCAACUUCUCUUCCUCAGGCCACGCCGAUGACUUUCCUUUUGCAACAACACUAUCCUAGUAUAGCUGAGGACUUUCAAAAUCGCCCACCGUUAUCGCCACUGAAUGGUUGCGUUCCAGCGUUUCACGUUGGCACACCUCCAACACAUUACAGCGACGUUGCAAAUCAAGCAGGUGAACCUUGCUCUCGCGAUGUUUUGGACCACCACCCAUUCAGUCCAACGACAUCAUACAGCUCCGAAGUGGAUAUCCAGUUUGAUGGCGACGAGUCUGAUUAUGACGAUGACGAAUCGUUGCAAAAUUUGAAGACUAGGCAGAGGUUUGAGCUAGAAGCAUUAUUGGAACGUCAUCGACGUGAACUCCAGCAGCAACGCCAGAAAGUCCGCCAGAGUCGUAUGCAUAACAGUUUAUAUUCGUCUAUACCCAACGGUGGUUGGGCAGACGGUUAUGUACACGGCCACAGAUCUUUAAAUAAUGCCUCAGAAAGCAUGGGGAGUAGUCCACAAAUGCCGACAAUGCAUUUACCUCUUCAGCGGUCAAUACUUCCUCAUUUCGGCUCCAGUUUUAGUGCUCGGAAUCAAGUUGCUUCUAUUUCACUCCCAGCUAGUCCACCCGAACAGAACAUUCAAGCGUUUUCGCAGAGAGACCCUUUGUCACGUCGAAAUAUGAUGGAGACGGGGUCACCGUCAGGUUGCAGACCACCGUCAGUUGAUGCUGCCUUAUCGAGGACAAAACUUCCUUAUUCGCAUGCAUUAACAGUUACAACAGCGGGUAGGGGUCAACCUAAAUUGAUCGCAGCGAAACCAAAAAGCUCAGAUGUUGAAUAUAUGCCAAAUGGUUCGUUGAAUGUAGCUGGUAAAACUGCAGUUACAAGUGCAGCUCAGCCUGGUACAACAAGCUUACAGGAUCUUAGUAAUUCAUCUACUAGUGGUAGUUUGCCUCAGUAG
Enterobius vermicularis (human pinworm) is the source of this 5568-nucleotide messenger RNA. NCBI's taxonomy places the organism in Eukaryota, Metazoa, Nematoda, Chromadorea, Rhabditida, Oxyuridae. The record is from the annotation of a GenBank genome assembly.